Micromonas commoda is the source of this 1206-nucleotide messenger RNA. Its product is annotated as DNA methyltransferase. NCBI's taxonomy places the organism in Eukaryota, Viridiplantae, Chlorophyta, Mamiellophyceae, Mamiellales, Mamiellaceae. The coding region runs from base 1 to 1206 and encodes 401 amino acids. The record is from RefSeq and is a predicted model, not a curated record. Gene Ontology annotation, molecular function: methyltransferase activity. The transcript has 2 exons.
AUGAGCGCAGCCGCACCAGCGGCGGCGGUUUCGCCGACACCGCGCCACCGUCGCCAUCAUCGCCGUCGCACAUCGUGGCGUGGACGGUUAGCCGCGUCUUCGUCCGCCCCCGCCUCCACCUCCGGUAGCGAUGGCCCGUCCUCGUCGCGCGAAACGACGGCGACCGCCCGGAGCGUGAAAAUGGUCGAGUUCUACGCGGGGAUGGGGACCAUGCGCUGGUCCCUGGAGCGCGCGCUCGAGUCCGACAUGGGCGCCUCGGUCACCGCGCUGGCUUCCAUAGACAACUCGGAGGUUGCGAACGCGGUGUACCUGGCCAACUACCCCGACGAGAACGCCUCCGGGGUGCUCAUGCGACGGAACGUCGAGCACCUCAGCUCGGUCGAGACCCUCGACGCCAGGUUCGGCGGAGCGGACGUGUGGACCCUCUCGCCGCCCUGCCAGCCGUACACCCGCAAGGGGAAGCGCCUACACGGCGAAGACCCUCGCGCGGGCUCGUUCGCGCGGAUCCUCGAGGCCCUACCGAAGCUACGAGCGCCGCCCGAACGGAUCCUCGUCGAAAACGUCGUCGGCUUUGAGAGCUCGGAGACGAGGCGAGCGCUCGUCGCCGCGCUCGACGAGGCCGGUUACGUCUGGCGCGAGUACCACGCGUCCCCCGUCGACAUCGGGGUGCCGUGUACCAGGACGCGGUACUACGCCCUGGCGAAGCGAAAGCCCCUUUCCUUCGUCGAUUGCGCCGAGGACGCCGGCCUUUGCGCGACCUCGCGACCUCGUCCGCGAAGGAUCGCGGAGUACCUCGAGCGACCCGUGCACGACGCGGACCUCGCGGUGGAAGCCGGGACGGUGGAGAGGUACUGGCGAUGGCUCGACGUGGUGUCGCCGUCGUGCGUUCGAUGCUCCACGUUCACCUCGGGGUACGGCAAGACGGUGUACGGAGGGUCCGUGCUCGCGUCCGACGCGUUCGUCGCGGAACACUGCGACGUGGACGCUGGUACCGGGCGCGCGAGGCUCGUCGGACCGUUCAAGGGGGAGUGGGCUGGGGAGAUGCGGUACUUCUCGCCGAGGGAGAUGGCGAAUCUGCACGGUUUGGACGCCGGGUGGAGGCUCCCCUCGAGGGAGCUGACGAGGCGACAGCUGUGGUUCACGGUGGGAAACUCGAUCUCCGUGGACGUGGUGGCGGCGCUGAUGCGGCAGCUGAUGCGAGAUUAG